UCCCCACCCCCACCCUGGAACCAUGGGGGUCCGCGGGGCGCCGCCGGCGCUGCUUUUGGGGCUUUUUUUGGUUUUUUUGGGGGUUCCCCCCCGGGUGGGAGCCGGGGAUUGCAAAGGGCAGCGCCAGAUCCUGAGGGGACCCCGCGGCUUCGUCACCGACGGCCCCGGCAACUACUCGGUCAACGGCAACUGCGAGUGGCUCAUCGAGGCCCCCAGCCCCCGGCACAGGAUCCUGCUGACGUUCACCUUCAUGGACACGGAGUGCACCUACGAUUACCUGUUCGUCUACGACGGCGGCUCCACGCGCAGCCCCCUGCUGGCCGCGCUGAGCGGCAGCUCCCUGCCCGCGCCGCUCGAGGCCACCUCGGGAAAGGUCG
Molecule: messenger RNA, 377 nt
Organism: Passer montanus (Eurasian tree sparrow)
Lineage: Eukaryota; Metazoa; Chordata; Aves; Passeriformes; Passeridae
Product: multiple epidermal growth factor-like domains protein 8
Exons: 2
Source: RefSeq, a predicted model, not a curated record